GUGUGCAUGGGACCUUACAAACAAAAGCAUAACAAUGACAAUGCUAUGAAACUGUAAAAAAUGGGUGGGGCACAAAAGGGCAGUUUUGCACAGGGCAUCAUGCAUUCUAAUGCCAGCCCUGGAUAUCUGUACCAGCUUCCUAAAUGUGGAUGGUUCUAUUUUACUGUCCUUUAGAUUACUUGUGGCCAAUGAAGUUCUGUUAGUUAUUCACCAGGGCCACACUUGGUGUAUGUCAUACGACUUGUGUUACUAGUGGUACCGGGAUAGGACCAACCAUCGCUGAUCUUCAGCACAUAAUAGGAGGCGGUCCCCGAGAGCCGUCAGACACGCCCAGCCUGAGACGGAGCUCCACCUCCACUGGACCACGUGACUCGCUGACAAGCUAAAUGUAGACAAUGAACUCCCAGACCUAGGUAGUAAGAGACGCCUCUCUCCCAGCCUGACGUCUCUGCCGCUGCCGACCAAUCGGGCUCCAGAAUAAGGCUCUUUAAAAAAAGUAGACCCGGCGAUGGUGUGGCAGUCAGCUGUGUACGGAUCCAUCCGCCCAUGUAAACAUAAGGAGUAGAUCCCACAGUUGGAAACCAGUUGGUCGAGCUGAAAAGAAAUCUGUCAGUUGUGGAGGCAGGGCCAAUGGCUGUUCGGAGGAGGCACCAAUAGAACACAGACUGGCAGCCUCCAUUUGCUUGUGAUGUUGAUAAACUUCACUUCACCCCACGUAUACAAAGACUUAAUGAACUUGAGGCUCAGACCAGGGUAAAGUUGAAUUUCUUGGACCAGAUUGCCAAGUUCUGGGAACUGCAGGGAUGUACUCUGAAAAUACCUCAUGUUGAACGAAAAAUACUGGAUUUAUUUCAGCUUAACAAGUUGGUGUCUGAAGAAGGUGGAUUUGAUUUAGUCUGCAGGGAAAGGAAAUGGACCAAGAUUGCUGUAAGAAUGGGCUUUUCGACCGGUAAAGCGAUUGGGUCUCAUAUCCGGGGCCAUUAUGAACGUAUACUCUAUCCUUACAACUUGUUUCAGUCUGGAACUAGCUUACUGGCUCCAGAGUCAUGCACCAAACUGCUUGUAUUCAAUGAUGAUGAUAUCCACUCAGAUAAGAAACCAACUCUUGUUCCUGAUGUUAAAGACAAGGAGUACAAACCUCAUGAUAUACCACAGAGGCAAUCUGUCCAACCUUCAGAAAACUGUGCUCGACGGGCUAAGCGUAUGCGAGCAGAAGCUGUUAAGAUUAAAGUUGAACCCGGAGAAGAGCCAGAAUUAAGACCUCGGACUUUACGCCGAAGGAUGGGGUCUGCACCCUCAAUAUGUGAAAAUGAUGAAAGUCAAAUAAUGAUCAAACGAGAGCCAGUAGAACCAGCUAUAGAGAAGCCAAAAUCUAAAUCAAAGAAAAGCCGAAGUCCAGUGGAUCUAUAUGUUUGCUUUCUCUGUGGAAGUGGAAGUGAUGAAGACCGUCUCCUUUUGUGUGAUGGUUGUGAUGACAGCUACCAUACCUUCUGUCUCAUUCCGCCUCUGCAUGAUGUGCCCAAAGGAGAUUGGAGAUGCCCAAAAUGUCUGGCACAGGAAUGCAGUAAACCACAAGAAGCCUUUGGUUUUGAGCAGGCAGCUAGAGAUUAUACCCUACGUAUGUUUGGAGAAAUGGCUGAUAGUUUCAAAUCGGACUAUUUUAAUAUGCCUGUGCAUAUGGUGCCUACAGAGCUGGUAGAGAAGGAGUUUUGGCGUUUAGUAAGCACCAUAGAGGAAGAUGUAACUGUUGAGUAUGGAGCAGAUAUUGCUUCAAAAGAAUUUGGCAGUGGAUUUCCUGUACGAGAGGGCAAAUUCCGUGUCAAACAUGAAGAUGAGGAGUAUCUGGACUGUGGCUGGAAUUUAAAUAAUAUGCCUGUAAUGGAUGCAUCAGUUUUGGCACAUGUAACUGCUGAUAUUUGUGGAAUGAAGUUGCCCUGGCUUUAUGUGGGCAUGUGCUUCUCUUCUUUUUGUUGGCAUAUUGAGGAUCAUUGGAGUUACUCAAUUAAUUACUUACACUGGGGUGAGCCAAAGACUUGGUAUGGUGCUCCUGGAUAUGCGGCAGAACAGCUGGAAGAAGUGAUGAAGAAACUGGCUCCAGAGUUAUUUAUUUCUCAACCAGAUCUCCUCCAUCAAUUGGUUACCAUUAUGAAUCCAAACACUCUAAUGGCUCAUGGUGUGCCGAUAUAUCGAACCAAUCAGUGUGCUGGAGAAUUUGUCAUCACAUUUCCACGGGCAUAUCACAGUGGAUUUAACCAGGGCUUUAACUUUGCAGAGGCAGUCAAUUUUUGUACUGUGGACUGGCUGCCUCUUGGGCGCCAAUGUGUGGAACAUUAUCGAGCCUUGAACAGGUACUGUGUGUUCUCUCAUGAUGAGAUGAUCUGCAAGAUAGCCAGUAAAGCAGAUGUAUUGGAUGUUGUUCUGGCUUCCUGUGUACAAAAAGAUCUUGCUAUUAUGAUUGAAGAGGAGAAAUAUCUCAGAGAAGCUGUCCGCAAGAUGGGGGUUGUGGAGUCUGAAAAGAUCAAUCUUGAGGUACUAGCCGAUGAUGAACGGCAGUGUGUGAAGUGUAAAACCACCUGCUUCACAUCUGCAGUAUUUUGUCCCUGUAGUCCUGGAGUUCUUGUUUGUCUGCACCAUGUUGAUGCUCUCUGCUCAUGCCCUACCUACAAGUAUAAGUUGGGGUAUCGUUACACCCUUGAGGAUUUGUACCCUAUAAUGAAUGCUGUGAAAUUGCGUGCAGAAUCCUAUGAUGAUUGGGCUUCUGAUGUUGUUGAUGCAAUGAAAACCUCAACAAAUAAAAAAGGCCUUUCAUGUCUUCGAAAACUUGUAGAAGAAUCGGAGUCAAAGAAAUUUCCGGACAAUGACCUCCUGCGACAUUUACGAGCUGCAGUACAAGAUGCAGAAAAAUGUGGAGCACUGGCACAGCAACUGCUGAAUGGAAAACGUCAUACCAGAUUUCGGUCUGGUGGUGGAAAGUCUCAAAAUCAGCUUACGGUUGUAGAACUCAGGUCAUUUGUUAAACAACUUAAUUUAUUGCCAUGUAGCAUUAGCCAAACUCCCCAACUCAAGGACUUGUUGAGUCGUGUGGAAGAAUUUCAGGCACGGAGCCAGAAGCUCUUAGCAGCAGAAAUGCCCCAAGCUAGUGAACUGCAGCAGCUUCUUGAUUCAGGUUUUCAAUUUGACUUGGAAUUACCAUUAGGAAGCCUUCGGGAGCGUCUGGAACAAGCACGUUGGUUAGAGGAACAACAGCAAGCAUGCCAGGAUCCUGGAACACUCACAAUAGAUGUCAUGAGAAGACUUAUAGACUUAGGUGUAGGACUGCCACCUCAUGCAACUGUGGAGAAAGCAAUGGCUAAACUUCAGGAAUUGCUGACCAUGUCUGAACAUUGGGAUGACAAGUGCAAAAGUCUCCUUAAAGCAAGACCACGACAUGAUCUUGACACUUUGACCAUAGCUCUGCGGGAAGUAGAGAACGUCCCAGCGUACCUUCCAAGUGUAGAUUCUCUGAAGGAUGCAGUGCAGAGAGCACAGGAAUGGUUAAGGAAGGUUGAAGCUUUGCAGACUGGCCCCAGAGUUCCUGUUCUUGACGCAUUGGUGGAACUGGUGAAUCAUGGGCGAGCAAUUCCAGUCCACCUUGGUCCACUGCCAAGACUUGAAGCCCUGGUUGGUGAAGUCCAUGCCUGGACAGAGUGUGCCACUAGCACAUUUUUAACACCCAACUCCCCUUAUACUUUGCUCGAGGUUCUCUGCCCUCGAUGUGAUCUAGGGUCUUCUAGUUCGAAAAGGAAAAUGAGAAAGGUAAAAGACCUGCCUGCUUUAGCUGGAAAGAAGAAGUAUCCCAAACCAGAUGGCCUUCUAGAGUUGGAGAAAGCUUUGACUGAGAGCAAAGAUACUGCUACUGCAAUGGCAACUCUUGGUGAGGCCAGACUACGUGAGAUGGAGUCUUUACACACUUUUCGAGUGUCUAAUGAAAAUAGAAUGUUGUUGAGAGAAGAACAGAGUGACUGGAAAGUGUGUGUGUGUCAGGGUGCACCCAUGGCUCCAAUGAUUCAAUGUGAGCUAUGUCGAGCUUGCUUCCACACUGGUUGCAUUACAGCUCCAAAGCAUGGAUCCCUAGUCUGGCUAUGUCCACAGUGUCAUCGCUCGAAAAAACCACCUCUGGAAAAAAUCCUCCCUCUCCUAGCAUCUCUACAACGCUUGCGUGUCCGACUUCCAGAGGGUGAUGCCUUGCGCUAUCUUAUAGAGAGGACGGUCAGUUGGCAGCAUCGGGCACAGCACAUGUUGUCUUCUGCAGACCUAAAGCUUGCACAAGAGCGAGUCAGUUCGAGUCAACUAUACAACAAAUGGCAAGCAACAGCUGGGCAGCUUUCAGAUACUUGCAAUGUAUCACAGAGUGUUGGAGCCACAUCCUUCUCUUUGUCCCAUGAAUGGGACAACAGGACCACCUACAUCCAGUCUCCAUUUUCACCUGGACGCAACUGUGUCCCUCUGAACAGUUUAAGUGCAGAAUUGGAUGAGUUACUUAUGGAAGCACAGCUUCUGCAAGUCUCACUUCCUGAAGUACAUGAACUUUAUCAGGGUCUUGUGAACCAGACAACCACACGAAUACAUGAACGUAGCAUAACGCCGAUAGGCACUGGGAGGGAGAAGGCCCCUUGUAAGCAACAUGGAGCAGAGUGGAACACUGCACGUUCUGAGGUUGUAUCCUCCUUAAUGAAGAGGGAAAGGAUUGACUGCACAGACAAAAAGUUAAAAAGGCGUCAUGAGGGCUCUGAUGUUAGAAUGAAGAAAGCAUCUGCUCCACGUAAAAAGAGAGUUAAGUCCUUGCAAUCCAAAGAUCUGUGCAGCAGGGAACAAUGUCUAGAAAUCCGGGACAGUGACUCAUUAUAUUCUCUUACAUCUGAAUCUGAAGAUGAUGAUGCAGUUUGUCCUGCAGACCAUUGCAUGGAGCCUGAAGGCGAUGAGGUGGACUGGGUACAGUGUGAUGGAAGUUGUAAUCGUUGGUUUCACCAGGUCUGUGUUGGUGUUUCUGCUGAAACAGCUGAGAAGGAGGAUUAUGUGUGCACUCACUGCAAUGAAGCAAUUGUGGCUGCACUGAAAUAAGGGCAGAAUUCCCCCUCCUUCCUCAACAAAUCAAGACUUUACUCCUCUACCCAAGUUGUGGGUGGGAUUGAUAAGAACAAUACUCACAGGAGCUUUAGGAUUCUUCUUCUUUCCUUUUGACACAUGUCUGGUUUCCUUUCCAGAUCUGGACCCCAAUGGUGCUUUUCAGACCCUAUAAAUUCACUUCUCUAUCCAGGGAACUCAGACUUCACUGAAAGAUGCAUUGUUUUAUAUGAUUUCAUCAACUCUACAGCUGUUACAUAUAACAGAUCAGCUGGUUCUCCAGCACAGUUAGUUAUAAAUUUGUUUGUUUGAUAUCUGAAAAGAGGCUGUUGUCCCCUUCAUACCUCAUUUUAGGGAUUGCAGGUCACUGCAGUACACAAGGGAGUCUGGAUUCAUUAUUUCACUUUGAAUGAGGUACAAAGAUUUGAGGUUUCUGUUCCACUUAAGACCAUACAGUUUGUGUUUUUUCUUUUUGUGUAGGAAAGUUUUCCUGAGCAAUAACUUUGAUUUUGUUGCUUUUCUUUCUUAAAUUCCAAAAUGAAAUCAGAUGCUGAACUUUUUGCUCUGAAAUAAAACCCUUUCAAAAUAAGGGUCUUGUACAGAAAUGUUGGGUGAGUAGGUGCUUAGGACAGCCAGAGUGUUAGACAUAGCAAACUGAGCUGUACAUCAGCUUUCCUUAAAUCCCUAUUAAUUAUUAUUUCUUGUUUGUUUUUGGCUUUUCUUGUAGCUUGUAUUAAAAUUUGCAGUUUAUAUUGUGGAAUUAAAAUCCUUGGUUAUAAAGAAAAAGAAAACGAAUUUUACUGUAAUUAAAUACUGCAUACCUGUACAUGUAUCAUUAUAAAUAGUUUUAAUUAAGUCGUCUUUAUGUAAAUGUUAAUCUUAUGCUAGCAAUGCUGAUAUGACUCUAGCUAUAUAUACAGUUUUAAUGAUUUACAUCCCAAACAAAUUAUUAAACAUAUCUAGAUAUGUUAAAGUUUUCCUCAACCACCUAACACCUUUAGGGUCAGGUCAUUUUUCACCUUAAAUGGGCACUUCUAAAAUAUAUCCUUAUGGUAUAUCACUAACAUUUUAACCUGUCAAGUUCUGUAUGUUUACACCCUGUUCAAUUGUUAGAACAAGCCAGGAGAAGUUCACUCUGCUUUGUGUCACGUUACCGAGCCAGUUGCAUAAUGUAAGUCUAUAGGACAGUCUCAGUCACAUAGAUGCUAAGUGGGGAGAGGGGCAUGUGGCAGAGCUCUUCUCUACUCACUCGUUCUAGUAAUCGGUUGGUGAUCCCUAAUGUCAAAAGUUUUUAGUUUUUUUAUAUGUAAAUGACACGUAUACUUUAAUACCCAUGGCCCAAGCCAUCACUUUAUGUGAUAAUAGCGUUAUGAUGAAUUUACUUUAUGCUAGAGUUUUUAUGCUAGUUUUUUUUUUCUUCUUUUUGCAACACAUUUUAGUUUAUACCACUGGUAACUUUAGAUUUGAUAUAUUCAGUUAUUUAAAUAAACAAAAAGGCAGUCCUCUAAGCUAAUAGUAACAUAGUUCAUAAGGUUGAAAGAAGUUCAACCUAUAACCCUGAGUCCCUACUGAGUUGAUCCAGAGGAAGGCAAAAAACCCUCAUACUAGAGGUAAAAAAAAAUUCCCGACCCCAAAUAUGGCAGUCAGAAUAAAUCCCUGGAUCAACCUUCUGUCCCUAUAAAUCUAGUAUACAUAACCAGCAAUGUUGUUAUUCUCCAAAAAUGCAUCUAGACCCCUUUUGAACUCUUUUAGGGUAUGUUCACACUGAGGAAUUGGGGCGGAAAUCAAGCAGAAAUUUUCUGCCUCAAAAUAUUAUUGUUACUUUUCCACAAGAA
Molecule: messenger RNA, 6938 nt
Organism: Hyla sarda
Lineage: Eukaryota; Metazoa; Chordata; Amphibia; Anura; Hylidae
Gene: KDM5B
Product: lysine demethylase 5B
Exons: 28
Coding region: 934-5100 (1388 amino acids)
Biological process (GO): chromatin remodeling
Cellular component (GO): nucleus
Molecular function (GO): DNA binding; histone demethylase activity
Source: RefSeq, a predicted model, not a curated record